This is a messenger RNA of Carcharodon carcharias (great white shark), 1866 nucleotides long. RefSeq names its product acid-sensing (proton-gated) ion channel 1b (gene asic1b). The record is from RefSeq and is a predicted model, not a curated record. Bases 1 to 1629 code for a protein of 542 amino acids. Gene Ontology annotation, biological process: sodium ion transmembrane transport. The transcript has 10 exons. Gene Ontology annotation, cellular component: membrane. Lineage: Eukaryota; Metazoa; Chordata; Chondrichthyes; Lamniformes; Lamnidae.
AUGCCAGUCCAGAUAUUUUGCACUAUUUCUUUUGCGGCUGAUGAUGAGAAGGGAGAGGAGAAGAGAAGGGAGGAGAGUUUUGAUCAGUUUUCUGAAGAGGGUGACCAUGAGGAGGAAGGCCAGUCGAAUGUGGUCAGCCUCGCUGCGUUUGCCGGGAGCUCCAACUUGCAUGGAAUGAGCCAUAUCUUUGUUGAGGGCGGCUGUGGCGUUCGACAAGUCUUGUGGGGCUGUGCUUUCCUCUCCUCCCUUGCCAUCUUUUUGUACCAGGUUAUGGACCGAGUCAUGUAUUAUCUGGAGUACCACCACAUCACGGCUCUCGAUGAGAUGGACAGCUCCUUCCUGUACUUCCCGGCGGUGACCUUCUGCAACUUCAACAGAUUCAGGCGCUCCAAGAUCACUUACGCAGACUUGGCCUUUGCCGGCACACUAAUGGGAUACACGGAGGGCAUGGAUCCAGGAUUCCGGGUGGCCCCGUCGGUCAAGAAUGAUGGCUCGUCCAUCAGCAUGUACGAAUUGUUCAACAGGACCAGCCAUCAGUUGGAGGACAUGCUGAAGGAUUGUCGAUACCGUAUGGAGGAAUGUGGCCCUGAAAACUUCACUGUGGUGUUUACAAGGUAUGGAAAGUGCUACACUUUUAAUUCGGGGCAGACUAAAGACCAACCAAUCCUGACAACAUUGAAAGGAGGGACCGGGAAUGGUCUGGAACUGAUGCUGGACAUUCAGCAAGAUGAAUACCUUCCUGUCUGGGGCGAAACAGAUGAAACCUCCUUAGAAGCUGGUAUAAAGGUUCAGAUUCAUGGACAAAAUGAGCCACCGUUCAUCGAUCAGCUGGGUUUUGGAGUGCCACCUGGAUUUCAAACAUUUGUUUCCUGUCAAGAACAGCGGCUAAUAUACUUACCUCCUCCCUGGGGGGACUGCAAAUCUACUCCAAUGGACUCAGACUUCUUCGACACUUACAGUAUCACUGCUUGUAGAAUUGACUGUGAAACUCGGUACCUGGUUGAAAACUGUAACUGCCGGAUGGUACACAUGCCAGGUGAUGCUCCAUAUUGUACACCGGAACAGUACAAAGAGUGCGCAGACCCAGCCCUAGAAUUCUUGGUGGAGAAGGACAGUACAUAUUGCACCUGUGAGACGCCAUGCAACAUGACUCGAUAUGGUAAGGAGUUGUCCAUGGUAAAAAUCCCCAGCAAGGCUUCAGCCAAAUACCUGGCCAAAAAGUACAACAAAUCAGAAGAUUACAUUGGGGAGAAUAUUCUUGUGCUGGAUAUAUUCUUUGAGGCCCUCAACUACGAGACGAUUGAGCAGAAGAAAGCUUAUGAAGUGGCUGGCUUGCUGGGUGACAUUGGAGGUCAGAUGGGUUUGUUCAUCGGUGCAAGUCUCCUGACUAUACUGGAACUUUUUGACUACGUGUAUGAGGUGUUGAAGCACAAACUGUGUGGCGUAUUGAAAUAUGGAAAACAACAGAAGAGAAACAACAAUGACAAGGGAGUAACACUCAGCCUGGAUGACAUCAAACGCCAUAACCCAUGUGAGAACCUAAGGAGCCACCCAGUGGGAAUGACAUACCCAGCCAAUAUUCUACCUCACCACCCGCCUCGCAGCACCUUUGAAGAUUUCACCUGCUGAUGGCGGAGGCUCACGACUGGCAACCACUACGACACACACUUAUCUCACGGUUCAACGAGCGGAAAGGAGACUGGACUGUCCACGGAGACUGGAGCUGUCCAAUUCUGAACUACCAAAGUCAUUGAACAAACCUUCUGGAGACACACUCAAAAACAACCCGACUACACGUUUGAAACAAAAUGGCAGUUUUGGGGAUGACUGUUCCGUGGACUCCACUCAUUCUUACACUAACUUUGC